AUGGAGCUGCGGGCGCAGCUGACCGGGCGCGACGGGCAGAAGUGGCCGCUUCGCGUGCGCUGCCAGCCCGAGACCGGCGCCGGCGGGGAGCUCCGGGGGCUGCUGCGCGGCCUGUCCCAGCUGCAGGAGCAGGUCUCGGCGCUGCUCGCGCCCCUAGUGGAGCAAGAGAGCGGGGGGCUCGCGGGGGCGGGGACCGCCGCCGGGCCGCGGGGUGAUGUUGGGGAGGAAGAGGAGGAGGAGGAAGAUGAAGAAAACAACACUGAUGUCAAAACAUGUGUGGCUGGACCGCCUUUAAAACGGACAAAAAGUCAGCACUCCUGACUAUUGCUUUAAAAGCUAUUUAAUUUUUUAAAAAAGACUUUUCUGCUGUUGCAAAUGUCAGUGUUUAUAUUGCAUUGUUGUACCUCUGACAGAAACUAUUUUUGGAAACUAGACAACUACAUUUGUGUUCCUUUUGGUUAAGUUUUAGAAGGAAAAUGCCUUUUUUCCCCCUGGUAUUUAACAUUACUAAUAAAAAAAAAAAACCUGACAAAAAGAGAGUAAGGUGUUAUAUAGUAGAUUCUCUUACAUGGAAAGAAAUUAAUUCUUAAAUGUUUGGGAGGAAGAAAUUAUGAAUUGCCAGUGUCAAGAGGAGUCUUUGUUUGCAGAUGUCUCUUUACUAAUCUGGCCACUAAAGUUUGUGGUUUUGAAUCUUUUAAAAGUCAAUAUUAUUUUGUACUGCUUCUGGGCUCCCUGUAUUUUUCCUGCCACUCUUAAAAUAGAGUAAGUUACAGUGUAAAAAAAAAAAAAAAAAGAAAAAGCAAGUUACUCUGUUGAAAUAUUAAACUACAAGAAACAAACUAGCAAUUUUAUAUGAGUGCUAUUGAUAGGGGACUGUAUAAAAUAACCAGUAUUCCAGACCUGCUUAAAUAAAUUAGCAAGGAAGUAGUUAUUUACAAAAAAAAUGUUGAUCAGCUUUACAAGAAGCCUAAAAGAUCUGUUUAUGGUGUUGGGUCUCAGAUACAUUUGUGUUUAACAUGUGGCUUUGGGUGCCACCAUAAUUCAAAUAAUAAAUAAAUACAAAAUGUGCCAUAAUUUGAAAAGGGCACUAAAAUACAGUGUUAAACCAAUAAAUGCAAGAAAUUGUCAGAGUGGUGUCAGUUAUGUAACACCAACAGUGUCUUAUCUAUCUUAAAAAACAAAACAAAAAAACCAUAACCUACCUCACAGCAAUGUUGUAAGGAUGAAUUGGGUUAUAAAACACCCUGGAAGUGCUAAGUAUUGUAUAAAAAUUUGUCUUUAUUUAGAUAUGGGCAUUAAGUAUAGUAAGCAUUGUCAGUUUUGCGGUUCACUCGGUUGACAAUGUGUCUGAUCUGUUAAUUAGUUUUGUGUGGUUUAGCCAUUAUAUCAGAUAUGAAUAAGACAAAGAAAUAAACUGCUUUUAUAGGACCCUC
This is a messenger RNA of Emys orbicularis (European pond turtle), 1433 nucleotides long. RefSeq names its product EKC/KEOPS complex subunit GON7-like. The transcript is spliced from 2 exons. NCBI's taxonomy places the organism in Eukaryota, Metazoa, Chordata, Testudines, Emydidae. The record is from RefSeq and is a predicted model, not a curated record. The coding region runs from base 1 to 321 and encodes 106 amino acids. Gene Ontology annotation, cellular component: EKC/KEOPS complex.